Messenger RNA from Petromyzon marinus (sea lamprey), 4899 nucleotides. RefSeq names its product transmembrane protein 179 (gene TMEM179). Lineage: Eukaryota; Metazoa; Chordata; Hyperoartia; Petromyzontiformes; Petromyzontidae. The record is from RefSeq and is a predicted model, not a curated record.
UGGGCAUGGCCAACUCCCUGCUCUUCGGCCAGUGCUCUGCCUACGUGCUGGCAAUGUUCUUCGCCUCCUUCGUGCUCGUGCCUCUGGCACAAAACGGCAACGACUUCAAGGGCCGAUGUCUCCUCUACACACGGGGCUCCUGGCAGCGUCCCAACGACACGCAGCUUGCACGGCAACGGCUACCACCGCCACCGACGGCUCCUCUCAUCAUGCGGAAGAGAUCGGAAGACACCGAACCGACGGAGCAGCCGGAGCAAAAGCAGCAGGAUCGUGAUGACUACCACGUGGAUUACUUUAUCGAUGGAGUGGCUGAGGCUAAGGCAGGAGGAGUGAGACCCUUCGCUCGUGCACUCCCGCCCCUGACCUCCCUGGCCGAGUGGGACACUGGUGAGGCGAGCUUCGUGGUGGCCGUGUGGGGAGCCCCUUCUGCCUGUCAGUUCGCGACGUUCACCGGCAUCGUGUCGCUCCUGCUCGCCGCCGUGCAGGCGUGGAGGACCAUCUUCUACCAAUGCAAGGGCCACGACGACACCCUCUUCGCGGCAUUUAUCAACCUGGUGGGCAGCGGCCUGGUGGCGAUGAUGACGUUCGUGGCAAGCACGGUGGUGAGCGCGGGUUUCAACGUCUGGUGCAACAGCAUCGCCAUUCCGGGCGGCAAGCCUGACAGCUGUGAGGAGGCUCAGGAAAUGAACCUCAAUAUGGAUGUCAUUACAACUUCCUUCUACACGCACUUCGGGGUAAUCCAGUUCGGGCUGUGGUGCGCGUGGCUCACGUGGGUGGCCCUGGCUGGUCUCGCCUUCGCCAAGGUCUACCGCAGCCACCGGCAGAGCGACCUCCUGCACAGCCUGGUGCGCGAGAAGGAGCUCCUGAUGAGCCGAGCGGUGACGAGAGGCGGCGCAAGGCCCACCUUGCCCGAGCGACACCUGGCGGCUCAGGCGGGCGACAAGCAACCCAGCGUGUUCAUCUGAGGAGCGCCGCCGUGGGACGCAAACGCCUGCGCUUUGCUGCCUGCUAACGUUCCUAAAACGUGUGUGUCUGUGUGGAAUGAUGACGAUCAUGAUGAUGAUGAUAAUAAUCACUUAAUUAAUUCGAUAUAUUCGAGUCAUUAUAAAGCAAGGCUAUCAUGAGGGCAGCAUGUUUCAUGGAUGGAUGUACUGUAGUCUGCCAGUGAGGGGGCAAUGUUGAUAGUUUUACCAAAUUAGGCGAUUUGGUAAUAUUAAAAAAUGUGGACUACGCGCAUCGAUUCAUUGAUUAAAUUACAUUAUUGCGCUCGUGAUGCAGGCAUCGAAUUGUGCGUUCAAGAGUCGAUAAUUGAUCAUUCAUCAUGAAUUGAUAUUUGAUGAGAAUCGAUCAUUGUUCAAUUCGUCUACCAUGUGGUGGGUUCACGUGAUCCCUGCUAUGACGAGAGGCCUCUACAAUCACCACAACCGAAAUUAAAAAAUUGAAUUGGCUGUCAGGUGGGGGAGGGUUUUACGACACAUUUUACUUACAUGAUGGGACCAAAAAUAUUAAUUAAUCAUCAUAUUGUGCCUAUUCUCUCAGGAGCACAAUAAUAUAAGGCUUUGAAAUAAGCCUUUUUGUUUGGUUAAGUGUGAUUUUUAUUUUUUGCAUCUUGUUUUCAAAAUUGUUUUACCGCUGCUUGCAUAUAUGAGCACAGCACAGUGCCGAAGAAUAGUAGGUCAUAGCAGGCACCUGCUAUCUGCUGUGAUAUGUAGUUUAGAAACGUGUUCGUUAACAACAAAAACGUGGAACAGGAAGUAAAAAGCGUGUCUACCGUGGACAAAUGCAUGCCUAUAAUUACAUUUAGAGAGACAGAUGAACACGUGGAUUAGUGAACAUACACAGGUUAUAUUGACAUGCAUUCAAACUGUCAAGGAAAGUGAGUGGGUUUUAGGCAGGAUGUGUUUUUAAGAGAGAUGAUGGCUGACGAUCAAGAAUAUUAACAGUGGCAUACAAGGAAUGGAAUAUAUCUGGGAGGAAGGACAUAUGCCAAGGAGGUUUGUUCGUUUCUCAAUCCGCUUGUCCUGGUGAGGGUCGCGGUGGCAGUGUGUUGAGUAGUGGUGGUCCACACCUCCCAUUCCCUGGCGCCGGACUCCAGCUCUUCCUGGGGAAUUCCCAGGCGUUCCCAGGCCAGCCGAGUGACAUCAUCCUGCCAGAGUAUCCUGGACUGGCCACGGGGUCUUUGCCCAGUGGAACGUGCCCGGUAGAGCUCCAGGGGGAGUCUACCUGGGGGCCAUCCUUACCAGGUGCCCGAAUCACCUCAACUGGCUCCUCUCGAUUUCUGGAGGAGCAGCAGCGGCACGACUCUCCCGGAUUACCGAGCUCCUCACCCGAUUACGGAGAGUGAGCCCGGCAACCCUGCAGAGAAACCUAAUUUCGGCCCCUUGGAGCGAUAAAAUCAUAUGGUGUGCAGGUGUUGGGUGGAUUAUUAUAUCGCAGGAUCACAAGAGAGAUGGUGGUGGUUUCGGAAGGGUUCAUUCAGCAGUGGAUUGACCGUGGCUGAUAGAGAAGAUGAUAACAGUGCUUUAUAUAGUUUACGUAACAAAAAGACUGCUUCAAUAGUUUACGGACCACUUCUGUGCUGACAGCUUAUGGUUGACGCCGUUUCAUUGCAAUACGCAGGCUUGCUUCGCGGGUGGAUCGUCUCCGCAUCGAUGGCGCUGUAAUACGAUAAAAUCGGACAUGCGACCAACUCAACGGAUCAGCUCUCAAGCCGCGAUCGGCCAUUACCGAUCGUCGAUUUCCCCCCGCAGUCCGACAAAGCGCUGUUGCUGAAAACAUUCCACUAUGUUAAUUGGCCAACACAAUCGGGCGACUGAAAGCUGGCGACCAUUCCAUGACGGACACCAUCGCUCUCUGAUGCGUUCUCGUGUGGUGCCGCGCGUCUGCCCCGGCGCGCUGACCGACGCGUUGUUUUUUUCACUCUUCGCGCGCCAGGGGCCGAAACGUCAGACAUCGUGCCGAACGGACGCGCGGAAACCUGUACGCAGCAGGAGUGUCGCACGCACUGCGCAGACGACAAACCGUUGAAAUAAAAAUCUAACAUCGUUCUUAUUCGGUUAAGUGCCCAUUUGGAAUCUGUUAUUGUUUCAUUUGUACAGUGGGUACUGGCGUUGUCGGUGCAGGCUUUUUGACUUUGGAUGAGAUUUCGAGCCGCUUUCUUUGCCUGAGGUCUCCUUUGAGAGCACGCACUAAAUGUACCGGGCAGAGUGGAGGCUGUGGCGGCUAUUGCGAGAUACGGCAAGGAAUCUGAAGCCGUUUUUAUUCGUAAAAAAAAAAAAUUGAGGACACAGGGAUGCUUCAUUGCGAGCACUCACCACAUUAAGAAACAUGUCUUUAGAGUAGUUGGCUGACACCAAUUUCCACGUGAUAAGCCACCUCGUUGAGCAAUCAUUUGUAGCUAGUUCGCUUCUGCAAAGAGCUUAAUAGCUCAGUGGGCUUUACCUGGUAAACUAAAAUAAUAUUUGCGUUUAAAUAGUUUGGUUAAGUCACUGCAAGCGGCGUUUUAAGUGUAGCAUCCUUCAUUCUCGUGUUCGGCAGCAGUUGGGUUGCAGCCCCGUGAACACGACCCGUAAAAUAAAAAAUAUAAUAUCAGUCGCAAAUUGCACUGCGGGAGUUGUGGUCCAUGGCGUGAAGCAACUUGUAGGCGCUGUUAGAAAGAAGGCAAGCUAUGUACACUUCUUCCCGAGGAAUGUCAGCCCUGUCAUUCGUUCGGGGUGGCAAGCAAAGCAUUAAACUUCGCGUAAUUCGUUACGUCGUGCAAGCGUUUUAAAUGAAACUGGAAGAUAAAUGACACAGUCUUGGACUAUUUUUAAAAAAGUGACAGCAUGAAGUAGACUGUAUGCAUGUGGCUGUAUCUUUUUUUAGAAUAAAUAUCGUGAACACAUUGUCCUUUGCAGGGUCUCACACUUCAGGUGGAACAGUCACAGCGAUCUUGCUGUGACUGUUCCACCUGAAGACGGACGUUUGUGUUGCCUCCGAAACGUCGUGAUUUAAUUGUUUUCUUUUAUUUGAACUUAUUUUAUUUUACCUACGUGACUUUACCGAAAAAAACCAAAGAGUAUGAAUCUUUGCAGUCACGAAAGCUUCAAAUCUAGAGUCAACAACGUAACCCAACUGCUGUAUAACGCUGCUUUGCAUUACAGUAGAAGCUGGGUAUGAGAGGCACAUUUUACAAACUCAGUUAUAAUAUAAGCAAAACUGUCCUUUGCAUUGGUUGGGGGAGAAGGUGAAGGAUAGCUACUGAUACAAGCACUCUACUCCGGAUAUAAGCACGUGUGCUGGCUCCCAAGGGGGUGUGCUUAUACCCAGCUACCACUUGAUGUCAUAAGUGUCUUAUUUUUAAAGUGUAACAUUUAUUGACUUUAUUUUAAUCGUGAGGAUUGUCAGGCAGGUGAUAACUUCCCUGCUUGUUACUGAAAUGCCGAAAUAUAUUUUAAUGGCCAAAGCAUGCAUUUCCUCUUUUAAGCCGUGUUACAAAGUAUCGUGCUUAUGACAUAAUUACGUUGUGCGAUGUACCUACGUGGCUAUGUACUUGUCGUAAUUUAGCACGACACUUAAUAGUUUGACGGUAUUAAAAUAAUUUUCAUCGGUCAUAUUACUGUAUUAAAUUAUAGACCUUAAACUAGCAAAGUGCAGUGCAGUCUCGCUUUAGACUUGCCAAGUGUGAGCUUCUUUAGGUUUUUUUAAGACUAACGAUUAAAAAUCACAGCAUGCCAUAAGAAUUAAGUUUGCCUUUUAGAAGCUAUCGUUCUUGACUCUGUCUCCGUUUGGAAUGCAAUGAGGGUCACUGUCAUGCCGAUUAAAACAAUAACAAAACUGCACAAAUGGUGGCGUUGUGUUUGAUGUGUGUUAAAAUGUUACGGAAAUGGGAAAUUCAAUGGAGGUUAAACAUCGCAACGA